AACUAGUGUACAAGGACUUAUCUUCUUUAUAUACUGUACUUGUUAACCUUGAAUUUGUCAGGGAUAAAAUUAGUGUUUCAUUGAAAUACAAAAUGUACUUUGCAUUUUCAUGUUUAUCGGACUUGUACAAUGUAAAAGUAGCUUCUAUUCCGUGGUAAACGUCUGCAUAUAUUCGAAUUAGGAUAAAUAUAUCACGACUGUGAGAACGCGAAGUGCUAUAAACAUAUGUAUAUUUAUGUUAAACCUAACCUUAACCCUAUAAACUGUCAACACGCCCGUGUUUUCAUUACAUGAAUACUAUACAAAAUGGAUUAUGAGCGCGAUCGUGUGAUUCGAUUAAUUGCAAAGAACACAAAUAUUCUCGUUGGACUUUUUAUUGUAACGUUAAUAGCCGGUAUACUGCAGGCAGCCGGAUAUGCCACACCGGGAUGGUUGGUAUUUACUGGGACAAGCGAUGCUAACAUAACAUUUUCUGCAAGCAUAGGCCUUUGGUAUCAACGAUUUUGCACGGAAGAGUGUGAAAUUGGGUACAUUAGUAGUGCGGUGAUCUGGAGUAAAGAAGAUCGAAAAACUUUCGAUACAUACAAGCUCAUAGCGACCGUAGCUGUGGUUUUCAGCAUUUUCUGUCCAAUUGUAAUCUUGGUGUACAUCAGAAGGGUCAGACUUCAGAGGGAUAUAACAUCACAGGCUUUUGCGUCUAUGCUGGCAACCAUUGGCAGUGGAGUUCUUGCAUUGGUUGUUGUGGGUAAAAUAGCAAGUGACGUACACAAGGCUUAUGACAAUUGGGUUAAAACGGAGAAAGAUACAGAUUUCAAACUUGGUCUGCUUUACUCAGAAUUGUUGAUGGGACUUGGAGGGGCUCUGAACUGUUUGGCCUUCAUUGUAUUGUGUGUUCAAAUUUUGUUCAGGAAAAAAGACACUGGCGGUAGCGGCGGAGAAGAAUCUGUUGGAAUGACAGCAGACUCCAAAUAAUGACACGUGGUACCUUAAAAUAUUUAUAAUUAAGGCUAAUCCCCAUCAUUGAUACUCUUUACUAUUACUGUCGACCGCCGUGUUGACGAAUUGGAAGCUGAUCAUCAAAGGUCUUGAAGUAACCCUUUUUUCGUCUUUCAAACAUUAACUUUCUAUCCAAUUCACGAGGAGUUCAAAAAAGCAUUUUCUUGACAUGUUCAUAAUGUAGACUGUGUGAAAGUGCAGUCAGUUAGGUGAAUUUAGCCUUACAUGGAUGAUGCCAUAGGCGGAAUGAUGCGUUGGGUACAAGCAUGGCGUGUUUGAUUUGUUAUUGCCAUUUACGCAUACUUCGAGAAAUCAUUGGUUUUUGUAAGCAGCAAUCAUCAUAGCUGACUGCCAAAGGGUGACAUAGAUAUAUUUCACAAUGAUCAUACUGAGGUUUAAGCAAGGAACUCGUCAACGUUUUUGUGUGUGUGUGUGAAGAAAGGCAGCAGACUAGCAAGGGGACAACCCAAGCAACAAUAUAUAAUUUUAUAAUCUUAAUUCUUCUCAAUCUGGAAACGUUAUCUAGAACACAUUUCAACACCAUCACCAAAAAAUUAAGCAAUCUGAAAAAAAAACAAUUGGAAACACCAGCAUGACACUUAGUUUCACCACUUAAAUAUGAAACCAAUGUAGAAUUAUCCAAAAAGCAAUGACAAGGUUGUCGAAAUAACUUGUAAACCUCUUAAGAAACUUGUUUCUGUCUGAAAAUACUCUGCUAAUUCUAUUUAAAACUGCUAAUUCUAUUUCAAACUUUUUGCAUUGCCUUAAAAUGGCAAAAAUCUUGACAACACCUUUUCAAUACGCUACAUCGAAAACGUUUUUUAAGCAAGAAGACUUGAAGUUUGGUUCUCGUGCUAUGAUAAUUUUAUUUCAAUUAUAUUCAAGUCGACUUUCUUUUGGUAUACGUUUCCAUAAGAGAUUUGUCCACCAAUGGAAAUGCCAUGAAGUAGGUCUAGAUUUUUUUUCUGUGCAAAAUUGUUAAUAAAGCAACUGCCCAUGGAUGCUUUUGAUUUCAAUAUUUCUUGAUCGUGUGUGCCUCUUGGAGAUACUCCUUGUCUCAAAUUGUCAGGUUUCAGGUCUGGCAUAUUCACCAGUAAAUCAAAGGUUUCGCAACUUUCGUUUGCUGCAUGAUUUUGUUUUUUAGAUAAUGCAAUGCUCACUGGGUUACAUAUCAUUGGUGAAAUGAAGAUUUUAUACCGGUAUCGUUGAUGUUUUUUUGAGCUGCGUCACGACAAAACCAACAUAGUGCGUUUGCGACCAGUAUGGAUCCAGCCACUCAGCAGUCUGAUCAGGAUCCAUACUGUUCGCUUACCAACCCUAUUACAAGUAGAGAAACUGAUAGCGAACAGCAUGGAUCCUGAUCAGACUGCGCGCAUUACGUUGAUUUUGUCAUGGCGCCGUUCAUUUCUUUAUUUUUGAAUUGUUUAAUUGAUUUUGUUCUAAAACGAAUCCAGAUUAGAGAGAAAGAUAUAAGAUUACUGGUGUUUGUGUCCUUUUCUAAGGUUGUUGCCAUUCUUAACCAGAAUGCAUUUACCGGCGAGUUAUGAGAAAAAAGUUUAAAGAAAACAUUUAUCAGACCUAUUGAAUCUUCUAAAGGUACUUCUACAACAAUAAUAUUGGCCGUAGUAAAUAUCAAAAUAUAUACAUCUGGCUAUUAACUGUACUAUCAUGCCAUUGCGAACCCAUUUUGGCUUUGUUGCGCACCUUAUUUAUGGUAUGAUAACAGUAUGUAGGCUUUCAGAGACGACGUUAAAAUACUGUAUAUUAGAUGUCUCUGAGGCUUUAUAGCAUGUUUUUCAAAAUGUUUUUUUAUAAUCUAUAGAGUGUUGCUUACACGUAUUUUCAAGUAUCAGAAAUGCUUUUUUAUCUCGGUACAUUAUUGAGCUAUAAUUUGCAAGUGUCCUUGCCCUAAUAAUUGGACUAACUAUUUAAUGUAUAUUAAAUCUUGUAUGGCCUCUAUCUAUCGUGCUAAAUGUUGUAAUAAAAUGUUUUGGAAAUGA
This is a messenger RNA of Ruditapes philippinarum (Manila clam), 2996 nucleotides long. RefSeq lists its product as uncharacterized. NCBI's taxonomy places the organism in Eukaryota, Metazoa, Mollusca, Bivalvia, Venerida, Veneridae. The record is from RefSeq and is a predicted model, not a curated record. The transcript is spliced from 3 exons. The coding region runs from base 307 to 972 and encodes 221 amino acids.